This is a messenger RNA of Striga hermonthica, 2178 nucleotides long. NCBI's taxonomy places the organism in Eukaryota, Viridiplantae, Streptophyta, Magnoliopsida, Lamiales, Orobanchaceae. The record is from the annotation of a GenBank genome assembly.
AUGGGGAUGGGAAAGAGCAUCAGGGAAGUCGGGUUGGUAGAUUUGUUGGGAGCUGGGCUUGAGCUUCAACAAGCUAAAGAGUUGGAAAGGGAGCUCAAAGAUAGUUAUGGGCUGGAAGGCAAGGAGCUAUGGCGUUCGAUAAUGGAUCGCAAGCUCUUGAAGCCGUGGGACCCACAUUCCCUUCAUCAGCUCGUCUACUACGCGGUCUACUCUAAUUACGAUGAAUCUCUCCAUGGACCUCCGCCCUAUUGGUUCCCAUCCCUAAAUCAGUCGAAAAACACAAAUUUGGGGCGUCUUAUGGAAUCUCACUGUCCUAAGCUACUUGGGGAAUCAUACAGAGACCCUAUAACAAGUUUCAAACAAUUUCAUCAGUUUUCAGUUCAGCAUCCUGAGAUAUAUUGGCAACUUAUACUGAAUGAGCUCUCAGUUCAAUUUCUCGUGCCGCCAAAAUGUAUUCUCGACACUUCCAAUGAAUCCAAGAAGGGAGCAACGUGGCUGCCUGGUGCAGUUUUGAAUAUUGCCCACUGUUGUCUGCACUCGAGCGAUUUAUUGAAAAAGCAUGAUGAUAGCUUGGCAAUUGUUUGGAGGAAUGAAGACCGCGAUGAUGAAAAUGUGGAGCAUAUGACGUUAAAAGAGCUGCGAGAACAAGUAAUGUUGGUAGCAAAUGCACUGGAAUCAGCAUUUUCUCGAGGAGAUGCAAUUGCCAUCGACAUGCCCAUGACAACGACAGCUGUUAUUAUAUACUUGGCGAUUGUGCUUUCCGGGCUUGUUGUUGUUUCAAUUGCAGACAGCUUUGCACCUCAAGAAAUAGCUACCCGUUUGCGCGUGUCGAAAGCUGAAGCAAUUUUCACACAGGAUUUUAUUCUACGAGGAGGACGGAGAUUUCCUUUAUACAGUCGAGUGGUAGAAGCCGGCCCAGAUAAAAUUAUUGUCAUACCAUCAACUGGUAUAGAUGUAGCUGUUCAAUUAAGAAAUCAAGAUUUGUCUUGGAAAGCUUUUCUGGAAAGUGCAUAUCGCCUGCCGAGAAGUAAUUACUAUUCACCAGUUUACCAGCCUGUUGAUGCCAUCACCAAUAUCUUAUUUUCUUCUGGUACUACAGGAGAGCCGAAAGCCAUACCGUGGUCGCAACUUUCCCCUAUUCGCUGUGCGGCUGAUUCAUGGGCACAUCUUGAUGUUAAAUCUGGGGAUAUUUUCUGCUGGCCAACAAAUUUAGGAUGGGUUAUGGGUCCAAUAUUACUAUACUCGUGUUUUCUAUCCGGUGCAACUCUAGCUCUUUAUCAUGGCUCCCCUCUAGGCCGUGGUUUUGGAAAAUUUGUUCAGGAUGCAGGAAUUACUAUUUUAGGAACUGUUCCUAGCUUAGUGAAGACCUGGAAGAGCACACGUUGCAUGGAAGGUCUUGAUUGGACAAAAAUAAAGACAUUUGCAUCUACUGGUGAAGCCUCGAGCGUUGAUGAUGACCUGUGGCUGUCCUCAACAUCCUUUUAUAAGCCGGUUAUCGAGUGUUGUGGGGGAACAGAACUCGCGUCCUCUUAUAUUCAGGGGAAUUUUCUGCAACCUCAGGCAUUCGGAACUUUUAGCUCCGCCUCCAUGGGCACAGGCUUUGUUAUUUUAAACGAAAAUGGUGUUCCUUAUCCAGAUGAUCAACCUUGUGUUGGUGAAGUUGGCUUACUUCCACUCUACAUGGGUGCGACUGACAGAUUACUGAAUGCUGACCAUGACGAGGUUUACUUCGAGGGUAUGCCGAUGUACAAAGGAAGGCAACUAAGGAGACAUGGUGACAUAGUGAAGAGAAGUGUGGGUGGGUAUCUAAUGGUGCAGGGUAGAGCGGACGAUACCAUGAACCUUGGAGGCAUUAAGACAAGUUCGGUGGAAAUCGAGCGAGUGUGCAACUGUGCGGAUGAAAGCGUCCUGGAAACGGCUGCCAUAAGUAUUGCGCCACCAAAUGGUGGGCCCGAGCAGUUGACUGUAUUUGUUGUGCUCAAGAAAGGGUCGAGCAUCAAGCCAGAUACGCUGAAGAUGAAAUUCUCAAGAGCCAUUCAGACCAACCUCAACCCUUUGUUCAAGGUGGGCUUUGUGAAGCUAGUCCCGGAAUUUCCGAGAACAGCAUCAAACAAACUGCUGAGGAGAGUGUUGAGAGAUGAGUUGAAGAAGGAGCUUCUAAUUCAGAGUAAAAUUUAG